Acanthosepion pharaonis is the source of this 1233-nucleotide messenger RNA. The record is from the annotation of a GenBank genome assembly. NCBI's taxonomy places the organism in Eukaryota, Metazoa, Mollusca, Cephalopoda, Sepiida, Sepiidae.
AUGUUCAUUCUUUAUUGUAUUUAUUAUAUUCAUUUAUUAUUGUUAUAUUCAUUCUUUUUUAUAUUCAUUAUAUUCAUUCUUUAUUAUUAUUAUGUUCAUUCUUUAUUAUUAUUAUUAUGUGCAUUCUUUAUUAUUAUUAGUAUGUGCAUUCUUUAUUAUUAUUAUUAUGUGCAUUCUUUAUUAUUAUUAUGUUCAUUCUUUAUUAUUAUUAUUAUGUGCAUUCUUUAUUAUUAUUAUGUGCAUUCUUUUUAUUAUUAUUAUUAUGUUCAUUCUUUAUUAUUAUUAUGUGCAUUCUUUAUUAUUAUUAUUAUGUGCAUUCUUUAUUAUUAUUAUUAUGUUCAUUCUUUAUUAUUAUUAUUAUGUGCAUUCUUUAUUAUUAUUAUUAUGUGCAUUCUUUAUUAUUAUUAUGUGCAUUCUUUAUUAUUAUUAUUAUGUUCAUUCUAUAUUAUUAUUAUUAUGUGCAUUCUUUAUUAUUAUUAUUAUGUUCAUUCUAUAUUAUUAUUAUUAUGUGCAUUCUUUAUUAUUAUUAUUAUGUUCAUUCUUUAUUAUUAUUAUUAUGUGCAUUCUUUAUUAUUAUUAUUAUGUGCAUUCUACAUUAUUAUUAUUAUGUGCAUUCUUUAUUAUUAUUAUUAUGUUCAUUCUUUAUUAUUAUUAUUAUGUGCAUUCUUUAUUAUUAUUAUUAUUAUGUUCAUUCUUUAUUAUUAUUAUUAUGUUCAUUCUAUAUUAUUAUUAUUAUGUGCAUUCUUUAUUAUUAUUAUUAUGUUCAUUCUAUAUUAUUAUUAUUAUGUGCAUUCUUUAUUAUUAUUAUUAUGUUCAUUCUUUAUUAUUAUUAUUAUGUGCAUUCUUUAUUAUUAUUAUUAUGUGCAUUCUUUAUUAUUAUUAUUAUGUUCAUUCUUUAUUAUUAUUAUUAUGUUCAUUCUAUAUUAUUAUUAUUAUGUGCAUUCUUUAUUAUUAUUAUUAUGUGCAUUUAUUAUUAUUAUUAUGUGCAUUCUUUAUUAUUAUUAUUAUGUUCAUUCUUUAUUAUUAUUAUUAUGUGCAUUCUUUAUUAUUAUUAUUAUGUGCAUUCUUUAUUAUUAUUAUUAUGUUCAUUCUAUAUUAUUAUUAUUAUUAUUUCUUUAUUAUUAUUAUUAUUUUUUUAUUAUUUUAUUAUUAUUAUUAUGUGCAUUCUUUAUUAUUAUUAUGUGCAUUCUUUAUUAUUAUUAUUAUAUUCAUUCUUUUUAUUAUUAUUAUUGA